GACUCCUCUUGCCGUUUGCACUCACCAAGAGUUCUACUAUAAAAUAUGAAAUGGUCGGGCUAUUUAAUGGAUUCUGUGAGCGGUCGGACGCGUUUUUCGUAUAAUGAAAGGGAAUUUAAGAGACAACAAGAAGACGCUGAAAGAAUGCAAGUGAGUCUGAAUCGAAUGGUUCCUGCUGCAGAAACGAAAGAUUUAGGCGCGUGUGUCACGGUAGGGAAUAGUCUUACCAAGGCCUUUCGUCAGGUGGAUCGUAUUUGUAUGAGAAACAAUGUUCCUCGACAAUUUAAAAACCAACGAUUUUACGAAAAACCCAGUGAAAAACGUUCUCGUCUCCGCUCGGAAGCUCACCGAGCAAAGUUUCGUGCCGGUAUUAUACGACUUGUAAAUUUGGCAAAAAAUAUGAGACGCUGGGGAUAUUAAGAAUAAGCAUUUCCAAAGAGGCCCGCAUGAUAGCUGAUCUGAUAAUUCAGUGAUCUGGUCUUGUCUUGCUUACACGCAUACCCCCUUUUUUUUGGGAAACAGAAAAAGCUAAACUUUUUUUUAAUUGGGAUGCUAAUUUUCAUUACCCUUUUGAUGCCUCCCCUCUUACAUACAUAUACAUAUCUUAUUCCGAUUUAGAGUUUCAAAGGAAACUGUCCGUGAGUGUAUUUGGGUGAGUCUAAUUCUUGUUGAAAAAAAAACGAUUCGAAGGAGAAACCCUUCCUUACGAAGACGAAGGAAAAAGAAGUGUGAAAGCUGCUUUUUACACAAGAGUUCCCAAGUCCCUUUAACAGCUUCAAAGCCUCUUUUUGUAAUAUUUGUUAAUUUCCAAUUCAUUUCAUGAAUUUAAUGUACGUGUUUAACUCAGAUAUUCCUUAAAAUAAUAAGACAACACAGCCGACUUCACUAAACCGGUAAAGACGAUUUCGUUUUGUUUACCUACUCUAAUUUUGUAA
Schizosaccharomyces cryophilus OY26 is the source of this 935-nucleotide messenger RNA. RefSeq names its product ribosomal protein subunit Mrp21. The coding region runs from base 46 to 420 and encodes 124 amino acids. Gene Ontology annotation, biological process: translation. The transcript is spliced from 2 exons. The record is from RefSeq and is a predicted model, not a curated record. Gene Ontology annotation, cellular component: ribosome. Gene Ontology annotation, molecular function: structural constituent of ribosome. Lineage: Eukaryota; Fungi; Ascomycota; Schizosaccharomycetes; Schizosaccharomycetales; Schizosaccharomycetaceae.